Molecule: messenger RNA, 1912 nt
Organism: Amaranthus tricolor (Joseph's coat)
Lineage: Eukaryota; Viridiplantae; Streptophyta; Magnoliopsida; Caryophyllales; Amaranthaceae
Product: extensin-2-like
Exons: 1
Coding region: 74-1660 (528 amino acids)
Source: RefSeq, a predicted model, not a curated record
AGAAACAACCUAAAUAAUAACAUCCAAGAAGCAAAGAAAGUAGCCAACAAUAGAAGUUCAAAGGCGCAACACAAUGGCCAACAUUUUUUGGCCAGUUCUUCUUUGUGCUUUUGCACUCGGUCCAUUACUCACUACUGUAGCUGCAGACUCGUACGAUUACAACUACUCGCCAUACUAUAAGUCUCCAGCUUCAUACUCGCCCUCGUAUUAUUAUAAGUCUUCAUCUUACGAUUAUAAAUCUCCUUCAUACUAUUAUAAAGCUCCGUCAUACGAUUAUAAAUCUCCUCCGUAUUAUUAUAAAGCUCCAUCAUACGAUUAUAAAUCUCCUCCGUAUUAUUACAAAGCUCCAUCAUACGAUUAUAAAUCUCCUCCGUAUUAUUACAAAGCUCCAUCAUACGAUUAUAAAUCUCCUCCGUAUUAUUACAAAGCUCCAUCAUACGAUUAUAAAUCUCCUCCGUAUUAUUACAAAGCUCCAUCAUACGAUUACAAAUCUCCUCCAUACUAUUACAAAUCUCCAUCAUACGACUAUAAAUCUCCAUCUCCAUAUUAUUAUAAAUCUCCAUCAUACUAUAAGUCUCCUUCAUACGACUAUAAAUCUCCAUCUCCAUAUUACUCGCCCCCCAAAUACUACAAAUCUCCAGUAUACAAGUCCCCAUCUUACGAUUAUAAAUCCCCAGCUCCAUACUAUUCCCCUCCGUACAACUACAAAUCUACGUCAUAUAAGUCUCCAUCUUACGACUACAAAUCUCCAUCACCAUACUACUCUCCUCCGGUCUAUAAGUCUCCGUCAUAUGAUUACAAAUCUCCAUCUCCAUAUUACUCACCCCCAAAAGACUACAAAUCUCCAUCUCCAUAUUACUCGCCUCCAAAAGACUACAAAUCUCCAGUUUAUAAUUCACCGUCAUACGAUUACAAAUCUCCAUCUUACGACUACAAAUCUCCAUCACCAUACUACUCUCCUCCGGUCCAUAAGUCUCCGUCAUAUGAUUACAAAUCUCCAUCUCCAUAUUACUCGCCCCCAAAAGACUACAAAUCUCCAGUUUAUAAUUCACCGUCUUAUGAUUACAAAUCUCCAUCUCCAUACUACAAAUCUCCAUCACCAUACUACUCUCCUCCGGUCUAUAAGUCUCCGUCAUAUGAUUACAAAUCUCCAUCUCCAUAUUACUCGCCCCCAAAAGACUACAAAUCUCCAUCUCCAUAUUACUCGCCCCCAAAAGACUACAAAUCUCCAGUUUAUAAUUCACCGUCCUACGAUUACAAAUCUCCAUCUCCAUACUACUCACCCCCAUACAACUACAAAUCCCCGUCAUACAAGUCUCCAUCUUACGAUUACAAAUCACCAUCACCAUACUACUCUCCCCCAUACUACUACAAAUCGCCAGUCUAUAAGUCCCCCUCUUAUGACUACAAAUCGCCAUCUCCGUAUUACUCACCUUCAUACAACUACAAAUAUCCAUUAUACAAGUCUCCAAUUUACAAUUACAAAUCUCCAUCUCCAUACUAUUCACCACCAUACUAUAAAUCUCAACCAAACUACGAAUACAAGUCUCCAUCACCUUACUAUUAUGAGUCACCCACAUACUCCUACAAAUCUCCACCACCUUACAAGUAUGAAAACUACUCGCCCUCAUAUUCUUACAAGUCUCCACCACCAUACUAGAAGUCUACGGCCACUUCAUUACUAUUAAAUUUUCCGUUCCCCUAUGAAACAAAUAAAGUUUUAUGUUUAAAUUAAAUAAAAAUCCUUCAUAAAAGUGCUACAUAUUCUAAUCUCUAUGAAUUAGAAGAAAAUAAUUGUUAACCUUUGUUUAUUUUUCUUAUUUGUUGUUGUUUUUUAUGUUUAGAAUUGACGUAUUAAUUUACUAUGCGGUGUAUUUAUGAAUUUAUGGAAUCAAAUAUUGAUCUUUUAAUA